AUGUUGAAGAUGAACAUCCAGGAUACUGCGACUACGAAGACCCCGAGUGUGACCCGACAACGAGUUGAGGACCUCAAGCAGCGAGACCAAGUGGCCACCGAAACUCGUGGAGUCGACGGCAGCCUGGAUGAGCUCGAAUGGAAUGCAACUACCCCGAAUGCCCCAAGACACCACAGAUAUCUCAACGCCCAGGAACGUGCCAAGUCAGCGAAGUCGGCGACCAAGGUGCCAGUUCCGAGCGUGACUUGGUUUCACUAUGGAGAGUGA
Phytophthora sojae is the source of this 267-nucleotide messenger RNA. RefSeq lists its product as hypothetical. Bases 1 to 267 code for a protein of 88 amino acids. NCBI's taxonomy places the organism in Eukaryota, Oomycota, Peronosporomycetes, Peronosporales, Peronosporaceae. The transcript is spliced from 2 exons. The record is from RefSeq and is a predicted model, not a curated record.